UGUUUCGUAUCGGUGCAGAACAGAAAGGAAAAAGAGGCCAUUCGCAGGUUCGGUCUUAUGAUCAUCACAGACCUCAGCUUUCUCUGUAUCGUAAGCGAACGCAUAGUUUAGGCUCUGCGAUUUGGAAAUCUGAUUUCGAUUGCACUCGAUUUUCGUGGAUUCAUAGCUGAUUGGAUGUGACCGUUUGAGUUUUCUUCAGAAUAAUUCUAUUUGAGCAUGGCAAUGAAGUUGUAGAAGAUAAUCUAUACGCAAACAGAUGCUCAGAAUUCAACAAUGAAGCGUUAUGUCUACAUUGAUGAUGAUGAAUCAUCUCAUGAUAUUUACUGUGAUAAUCGUAUAUCAAACAGAAAAUAUACUGUAUUAAACUUUCUUCCAAAAAAUUUAUGGGAACAGUUCAGCCGGUUCAUGAAUCAGUACUUUUUGCUGAUAGCUUGCCUGCAGUUAUGGCCUCUCAUUACUCCAGUAAAUCCUGUCAGUACAUGGGGUCCUCUUAUCUUUAUUUUUGCUGUCUCUGCAUCAAAAGAGGCGUGGGAUGAUUACAAUAGAUAUCUUUCAGACAAGAAAGCAAAUGAGAAGGAAGUCUGGGUUGUCAAGAAGGGCAUCAAGAAACAUAUCCAAGCCCAGGAUGUUCAUGUAGGUAACAUAGUAUGGCUACGUGAAAAUGAUGAAGUGCCUUGUGACCUUGUUUUGAUUGGCACCUCUGAUCCUCAAGGAGUUUGCUAUAUAGAGACAGCUGCGCUGGAUGGUGAAACUGAUCUAAAGACACGGGUCAUACCUUCUGCUUGCAUGGGAAUCGAUGUUGAUCUAUUGCACAAAAUUAAGGGUGUAAUUGAGUGUCCCUAUCCAGAUAAAGACAUCAGGAGAUUUGAUGCAAACAUGCGGCUGUUUCCCCCAUUUAUUGAUAAUGAUAUAUGCCCUUUAACCAUUAAAAACACCAUUCUUCAGUCAUGUUACUUGAGAAACACUGAGUGGGCAUGUGGAGUGGCUGUGUAUACAGGCAAUGAAACCAAAAUGGGCAUGUGUAGAGGUAUACCAGAACCAAAGCUCACUGCUAUGGAUGCUAUGAUUGACAAGUUGACUGGUGCUAUAUUUAUAUUCCAAAUUGUUGUUGUUCUGGUUCUUGGGAUAGCGGGUAAUGUUUGGAAGGAUACAGAAGCUAAGAAGCUAUGGUAUGUUCUUUACCCUCAUGAAGGUCCCUGGUAUGAACUGUUGGUCAUCCCUUUGCGAUUCGAGCUUCUUUGUUCCAUCAUGAUACCCAUUUCAAUUAAGGUUUCGCUGGAUUUGGUGAAGAGCUUGUAUGCAAAAUUUAUUGACUGGGACCAUCAAAUGAUUGACCUAGAGACUAGUAUUCCAUCCCAUGCAACGAAUACAGCGAUAAGUGAGGACCUGGGACAAGUUGAGUACAUUUUGACUGACAAAACAGGCACCCUCACAGAGAAUAAGAUGAUAUUUAGAAGAUGUUGUAUUAGUGGCAAUUUCUAUGGAAAUGAGAAUGGAGAUGCAUUGAAAGAUGUAGAGCUUCUCAAUGCUGUUUCCAGUGGUUCUUCUGACGUUGUACGAUUUCUUACAGUUAUGGCAAUAUGUAAUACCGUCAUACCUACACAAAGCAAAACUGGAGAUAUCUUGUAUAAGGCACAGUCUCAGGAUGAGGAUGCCCUUGUCCAUGCUGCUUCUCGAUUGCAUAUGGUUUACUUUAAUAAGAGUGGAAAUAUUCUUGAAGUCAAGUUCAGCACUUCAAUACUUCAGUAUGAAGUCCUGGAAACCUUAGAGUUUACCUCUGAUAGGAAAAGAAUGUCAGUAGUGUUAAAAGAUUGCCAAAAUGGAAAGAUCCUUCUCUUGUCAAAAGGAGCAGAUGAGGCUAUUCUUCCAUAUGCCCGUGCUGGGCAGCAGACCCGACAUUUCAUUGAAGCUGUGGAGCAAUAUGCUCACUUGGGAUUACGUACAUUAUGUUUGGCUUGGCGUGAGUUAAAGAGAGAUGAAUAUCGAGAAUGGUCUUUGAUGUUUAAAGAGGCCAGUAGCACUUUGGUUGAUAGGGAGUGGAGAGUAGCUGAGGUCUGUCAACGAGUAGAACAUGACUUGGAAAUUCUUGGUGUAACAGCAAUAGAGGAUCGUUUACAGGAUGGAGUGCCUGAAACGAUAGAAACACUAAGAAAAGCUGGAAUAAAUUUUUGGAUGCUAACUGGAGACAAGCAGAAUACUGCAAUACAAAUUGCUCUGUCGUGUAAUUUUAUUUCACCAGAACCAAAGGGACAGCUUCUAUCAAUUGAUGGCAAAACAGAGGAGGAGGUUUGUAGGAGUUUAGAGAGAGUGCUCCGUACUAUGCGGAUAACUACCUCAGAACCCAAGGAUGUGGCUUUUGUUGUUGAUGGCUGGGCACUUGAGAUUGCACUUACCCACUAUCGUAAAGCUUUCACUGAGCUGGCAGUUUUGUCAAGGACUGCUAUAUGUUGUCGUGUGACACCAUCACAAAAAGCACAGCUUGUACAGAUCUUAAAAUCAUGUGAUUAUAGAACAUUGGCUAUUGGUGAUGGUGGGAAUGAUGUAAGGAUGAUACAGCAAGCUGAUAUUGGUGUGGGCAUCAGUGGCAGGGAAGGAUUACAGGCAGCAAGAGCAGCUGAUUAUAGUAUUGGAAAGUUUAGAUUCCUGAAGAGAUUAAUUCUGGUCCAUGGCCGCUACUCCUACAACCGUACAGCAUUUCUUUCUCAAUAUUCAUUCUAUAAGUCCCUACUGAUAUGCUUCAUCCAAAUCUUUUUUUCAUUUAUUUCAGGUGUCUCUGGAACUAGCCUCUUCAAUUCUGUUAGCUUGAUGGCUUAUAAUGUUUUCUAUACUAGUGUUCCUGUUCUAGUUAGUGUGCUUGACAAAGAUCUUAGUGAGGAAACUGUGAUGCAGCAUCCUCAAAUUUUAUUUUACUGCCAAGCAGGAAGGCUUCUAAAUCCUAGUACAUUUGCUGGAUGGUUUGGGCGAUCUCUCUUCCAUGCAAUAGUUGUAUUUGUGAUAAGCAUACAUGCCUACGCUUUUGAUAAAAGUGAAAUGGAGGAGGUUUCAAUGGUUGCACUUUCCGGGUGUAUAUGGUUGCAGGCUUUUGUAGUAACAAUGGAGACCAAUUCCUUUACUAUAUUGCAACAUAUGGCUAUAUGGGGUAAUUUGGCUGCCUUUUAUGUCAUCAACUGGAUCUUCAGCACGCUUCCUUCAUCAGGGAUGUAUACAAUUAUGUUUCGGUUGUGUCGACAACCGUCAUAUUGGAUAGCAAUUUUUCUCAUGGUUGCAGCGGGGAUGGGUCCAAUUCUAGCCAUCAAGUACUUCCGAUAUACAUAUAGACCGAGCAAAAUCAAUACACUUCAGCAAGCUGAACGUCUGGGUGGGCCUAUUUUGUCUCUUGGCACCAUUGAGCCUCAGCCGAGAUCUAUAGAGAAAGAUGUUUCUACCUUGUCAAUAACACAACCCAAAAACAGAAAUCCUGUGUAUGAACCUCUGUUAUCAGAUUCUCCAAAUGCCUCCAGAAGAUCUUUUGGAGCAGGAACACCAUUUGAUUUUUUCCAGUCACAAUCAAGAUUAUCAGUGUCGUCUAGCUACACACGAAAUUGCAAGGACAACUGAGAUUAAGGAGCAAUUGGAAGAGCUCCAGAUGCCGCAUCUUAGUUGUAUAUCCCGUUUUAUCAAAACUAACAAAGUACAAUGUUAAUUCCGUGUAUACUAAUGUUAUUUAAAGUGCCAUUAGAUAACUGGUUAUACAAAAAGGCAAUAGGAAAUGAAUUUUCACGAUUUUAUGUAGAUUAUCUGAUUAACUUGAUAUUAUUUUUGUUUUCCAACUUCUGGUAGGAGACAUUUGAUUUUUUUCCCCUUUGCAACACCUUCACCUUAUAAUGUUCUCCACUUAGGGUUAUAUUGCAUUUAUUGAAGAGUAAUA
Molecule: messenger RNA, 3907 nt
Organism: Glycine soja
Lineage: Eukaryota; Viridiplantae; Streptophyta; Magnoliopsida; Fabales; Fabaceae
Product: phospholipid-transporting ATPase 2
Exons: 25
Coding region: 274-3597 (1107 amino acids)
Biological process (GO): phospholipid translocation
Cellular component (GO): plasma membrane
Molecular function (GO): ATP hydrolysis activity; ATPase-coupled intramembrane lipid carrier activity; ATP binding
Source: RefSeq, a predicted model, not a curated record